AUGCACACCCAUCAGACACUGGCUGUCAUUUUAUGCCUUUUACUUCUGUCGACCGACGGUCACACACCACGGAAACGCCAUCUGGACAUAGACCCUUGGCAGAGUCUUUCUAUCCAUCCCAUUGUACCACGCGAUUCAGAUUCUUUUGUACGGGUCGUCCCUGCCGUGCAGAAGCGUUCGACAACCUGCGUCCGAAGCGAGAAGAUACGGCGUUCCCUACUCCCUCCACCAUCAACGAGGCGUCGGGCGGCAGUCUGUCGUAAUGGGCCUACUGCACCAGCUGCUGUCGGCGCUGCCCCUUCCAGUACUGGAGCUGCUGCAGGUGCCGCACCUAGCAACGGAAAUGCUGGAGGCGUUGGUCCUAGUGGUAAAUCGGGUGAUGACGGUGCUGGGUCUUCGAAUGCUGGAUCUUCUGCUAAUUUUCUUGUAAACCGAACAUUGUCGUCACUCGUUUGGAUAGCGUGCUAA
Messenger RNA from Sparassis crispa, 468 nucleotides. RefSeq lists its product as hypothetical. Bases 1 to 468 code for a protein of 155 amino acids. The record is from RefSeq and is a predicted model, not a curated record. Lineage: Eukaryota; Fungi; Basidiomycota; Agaricomycetes; Polyporales; Sparassidaceae. The transcript is spliced from 3 exons.